GUCAUGCUGAAGAUGUACCUUCUUUACUUUUUUGGAUUCUUCUUAGUGGGCAGUAUUGUUCUAGCCCAACUUCAGCCUCAGCAGAAUGCCACACUCAACACAACUAAUAUUAAUGGGAAUGCUACUAGAAGACGUAUAAUGGUACGGAAAUUGCACGCUGAUGAUAAGCAGGGUAAAGGAAUGAUGCGCAUAGUGAUACACAAGAUUGCACCCGGACAUUCCUACUACAAGGUGUUCAAUGGCGAUGAGGAGGCAGCUCGAGGAUUCACCAACAAGAUAUGGAAUCGUUUGUUUAAUCGCUAUAGUACAAUGCUCAUAUAA
Molecule: messenger RNA, 321 nt
Organism: Drosophila santomea
Lineage: Eukaryota; Metazoa; Arthropoda; Insecta; Diptera; Drosophilidae
Exons: 1
Coding region: 4-321 (105 amino acids)
Source: RefSeq, a predicted model, not a curated record